Messenger RNA from Jaculus jaculus (lesser Egyptian jerboa), 6207 nucleotides. It is a transcript of the gene Ros1, whose product is annotated as ROS proto-oncogene 1, receptor tyrosine kinase. Bases 1 to 6207 code for a protein of 2068 amino acids. Gene Ontology annotation, cellular component: signaling receptor complex. Gene Ontology annotation, molecular function: transmembrane receptor protein tyrosine kinase activity; protein binding; ATP binding. Lineage: Eukaryota; Metazoa; Chordata; Mammalia; Rodentia; Dipodidae. Gene Ontology annotation, biological process: protein phosphorylation; cell surface receptor protein tyrosine kinase signaling pathway; multicellular organism development. The transcript is spliced from 39 exons. The record is from RefSeq and is a predicted model, not a curated record.
AUGAAGAACAUUCACUGGCUUAUUCUCAAACCUGCCAGUUUUGUGACCCUUGGCUGUAUAUGGAUUUCUGUGGUGCAGUGUAUAGUUUUAAAGAGCUGCCUAAAGUCUUGCAUCAUGAACCUGGGCUUGCAGCUUGACAUUGACACACCAUUUAAUCUGAGUGAGGCGUGCAUCCAGGGAUGCCAGUUUUGGAGCUUUGUUGACCAGGAAAACUGUGCUUUAAAGUGUAAUGAUACCUAUGCCACCAUUUGUGAGAGGGAAUCCUGUAAGGCAGGCUGCAGCUCUGCAGAGGGAGCCUAUGAAGAGGAAAUGCUGGGAAGCAUAGAACUUCCUACAGCACCCGUUGCUUCUUCUAUUGGAAGCCACAGUGUGACAUUACGAUGGAAAUCUGCUAAUAUCUCUGGAGUAAAAUACAUAAUUCAGUGGAAAUAUGUACAACUUCAAGGAAGCUGGACUUAUACUGAGACCAUGUCCAAGCUCUUAUAUGUGGUAAAGCCCCUGCAUCCUUUCACUGAAUAUGUUUUUCGAGUGGUUUGGAUCUUCAGAGCCCAACUGCAGCUUUAUUCUCCUCCAAGUCGCACUUACAGGACUCAUCCUUAUGGAGUUCCAGAAACUGCUCCUUCCAUUAGUAAUAUUGAAAGCUCAAGCCCUAACACUGUAGAAGUCAGUUGGGUUCCACCACAAUUCCAAGGUGGACCUAUUUUGGGUUAUAAUUUAAGGCUGAUUAGUAAAAACCAAAAAUUACAUUCAGGGACACAGAGAACCAGUUUCCAGUUUUAUUCCACGCUCCCAAACACUACCUACAGGUUUUCUGUUGCAGCAGUAAAUGAAGGUGGUGAGGGUCCAGAAGCAGUAUCUGGAAUUACCACUCCAUCCACAGCAGUACAAGAAGAGGAACACUGGCUCUUUUUGUCCAGAAAAAGUUCUGUAAGAAAGAGGUCUUUAAAACAUCUAGUAGAUGAAGCACAUUGUCUUUGGUCAGAUGCUAUCCACCAUAAUAUUACAGGAAUAUCAGUGAAUUUCCACCAGCAAAUAGUUUACUUCUCUGAAGGUACUCUUAUAUGGGUAAAGGAGGUGGCCAACAUGUCUGAUGUAUCUGACCUGAGAAUUUCUUACAGAGGUUCAGAAUUAAUCUCUUCCAUCUCCAUAGACUGGCUUUACCAAAGAAUGUAUUUCAUCAUGAAUGAACUGGUCUAUGUCUGCGAUUUAGAGAACUGUUCAAAUCUUGAGGAGAUUACUCCACUUUCCCUUAUCUCACCUCAAAAAGUUGUGGCUGAUUCCUACAAUGGGUAUGUCUUUUAUCUCCUGAGAGGUGGCAUUUACAGAGUCAAUCUCCCUGGGCCAGCUGGCAGGGACACUAAUCCUGUGUGCAUUGUGGAAAGCUGCACAUUAAAGGACUUUGUAGUAAAGCCACAGUCCAAGCGAAUCAUUUACUUCAAUGACACCAUACAAGUUUUCAUGUCAACAUUUCUGGAUGGCUCAGAUUCCUAUUUUGUCUUGCCUGAGGUUCCCCCUGCGAAUGUGAAGAGCUUUGCCUGUGAAAACAAUGACUUUCUUGUCACAGAUGGCAAGGCUGUUUUCCAACAGGAUUCUUUAUCUUUUAAUGAGUUCACUGUGGGCUGUGACCUGAGUCACAUAGAGGAACUUGGGUUUGGUAACUUAGUCAUCUUUGGUUCAUCCACCCAGCCACACCCUUUACCAGGUCGCCCACAGGAACUUUCAGUGCUGUUUGGUUCUCACCAGGCCCUUGUACAAUGGAAGCCUCUUGCCCUCGCCAUAGGAACCAGCCUUUCUGCCUGGCAGAACUGGACUUAUGAGGUAAAAGUAUCCACUCAAGGGAUUCCUGAAAUCAUUCAAGUUUUCUCUAACAUAAGUGGUACCAAGUUGAAUGUACCUGACCUACAAAGUGCUACCAAAUAUAGGGUUUCUGUGAGAGCAAGUUCUCCUAAAGGCCCUGGUCCCUGGUCAGAGCCUUCUGUUGGUACCACCCUGGUCUCAGCUGCUGAGCCACCAUUAAUCAUGGCUGUAAAAGAAGAUGGCCUUUGGAGUAAACUACUAGAUAGCUUUGACCCAGCAGAAUUCUUGUCCUCUGACAUAGGAAAUGUGUCAGAUAUGGAUUGGUAUAACAACAGCUUAUACUAUAGUGACAUGAAGGGUGAUGUUUAUGUGCGAUUGCUGAAUGGGAUAGAUAUCUCAACCAGUUAUACUCCACUCAACAUUUCAGGAGUAGGGGCUUUCGCUUUUGAAUGGCUGGGUCAUUUCCUGUACUGGGCUGGGAAGACAUAUAUGAUACAGAGGCAGUCUGUGUUGACAGGACACACAGAUAUUGUGACUCAUGUGAAGCUGUUGGUGAAUGACAUAGUAGUGGAUUCCAUUGGUGGCUAUCUCUAUUGGACCACACUCUACUCAGUUGAAAGUACCAGGCUAAAUGGGGAAAAUCCUCUUGUACUACAGGAACAGCCUUGGCUUUCUGGGCAAAAGGUUAUUGCUCUAACUCUAGACCUCAGUGAUGGGCUCCUGUAUUGGAUGGUUCAGGACAGUCAUUGUAUUCACCUGUAUACAGCUAUUCUUCGAGGACAGAGCACUGUGGGUGUUACUAUCACAGAAAUUGCAUUCUGGAGCACUUCCGAAAUUUCUCAAAAUGCACUGAUGUACUAUAGUGGUCGGCUCUUCUGGAUCAAUGGCUUUAAGAUUAUCACAGCUCAGGAAAUUGGUCAGAAAAGCAGUGUAUCCAUUUCGGAACCAGCUGGAUUUAAUCAAUUCAUAAUUAUUCAAAGAUCUCUCAAGCCUCUAACAGGGAACUUUUCUUCUACCCUUAAGGUCAUUCCUGGUUCUGUUCAAGAGUCUUCUUUUAGGAUUGAAGGACGAGCUUCAAGUUUUCAAAUCCUGUGGAAUGCUCCUUCUGAAGUGGAUUGGGGUAUAGUUUUAUACAGUGUGGAAUUUAGUGCUCAUUCUAAGGUAUAUUCAACUACUAUUUCCAAUACAGAACAUCUUUAUCAGUCUAUAUAUAAUGAAUUUCGCUUGUAUUGGACAGAAGUCUCCAAUUUGGGCCACCAGAUGUUCUACUGCAGCAUUAUUAACCAUACCUUGCACCAAGUUCUACAACCCAUGUCUGCAAACCAACAAAAUGGAAGAAGACAAUGUUAUUGUAAUGUAACUGAAGCUGAGUUAAGUGGGGCAAUGGCUAUUGAUACCUCUGACUUAGAGAAACCUUGGAUAUACUUUACCAAAGGGCAAGAAAUCUGGGUCAUGGAUCUGGAAGGAUGCCAGUGCUGGACAGUUAUCAUAGUGCCCGUCUUGCUAGGUAAUAUGAAAACACUUGAGAGCUUAACAGUGGAUGGGGAUUUUAUAUAUUGGAUCAUCACAGGAAAGGACAACACAGAGAUUUAUCAAGCAAAGAAAAGUAAUGGUGCCAUCCUUUCCCAGGUGAAGACAUUGAGGUCUAAGCACAUCUUGGCUUAUAGUCCAGUUAUACAGCCUUUUCCAGAUAAAGCAUAUCUGUUGCUAGCAUCAGAUAUCAUUGAACCAAUGAUACUUAAUGCCAGCAACACCAGCCUCACACUCAGGUUACCUCCAGUCAAGACAAACCUCACAUGGCACUGUAUCACCAGCUCCACACCAACAUACCUGGUUUAUUACUCUGAAGUCAAUGGCAGCACACACAGCUCUGGCCUGAAAUACAGAGUACUGGAGUCACAAGAGAAUAUUGCUCUUAUUGGGGGCUUACAACCAUUUUCAACAUACAUAAUGCAGAUAGCUGUGAAGAAUUAUUAUUCGUCCCCUUUGGAACAUUUACCUCUUGGGAAAAAAAUCUGGGGAAAAACUAAAAGUGGAGUACCAGGGGCAGUUGGUCUCAUUAAUACAACUGUGCUGUCCGACACUAGUCUCCAUGUCUCCUGGAAAGAAUCUCAGGAGCCAAAUGGACCUAAAGAGUCAGUCCGCUAUCAGUUGAGACUGUCACAUCUGACCCCAAUUCCCGAGACACCUGUAAGACAGAGUGAAUUUCCAAGUUCAAGGCUUGCUGUUAUUGUCACUAGACUCUCUGGGGGACAACUGUAUGUGCUAAAGGUUCUGGCCUGCCACUCUGAGGAAAUGUGGUAUGCUGAGAGUUUUCCUGUCACUGUCAAAAUGUUUGACAUGCCAAUGAAACCUUAUAUCUUGGUUCCAGGGAACACCAGCUUGCAAUUAGGUUGGAAGGCUCCACUUAAUGUUAACCUCAUCAGAUUUUGGUUUGAACUCCAGAAGGGGAAAUACAAUGAGUUUUACCAUGUUGAAGCUUCAUGCAGUCAAGGUCCAGCUUAUGUCUGUAACAUCACAGACCUACAACCUUAUAUUUCUUAUAGUGUCCAAGUAGUGGUGGUUUACAUGACAGGGGAGAGUAGCGCCUCACUUCCAGAAAGCUUCAAGACAAAAGUUGGAGUUCCAAGUAAACCAGGAAUUCCCAAGUUGUUAGAAAGGAGUAAAAAUUCAAUCCAGUGGGCAAAAGCUGAAGAUAAUGGAAGUAGACUUACAUACUAUAUCCUUGAGAUCAGAAAAGUUAUUUCGAAUGAUUCAUGGAACCAGAAUUUAAGAUGGAAGAUGGCAUUUAAUGGGUCCUGCAAUAGUAUUUGCACAUGGAAGUCAAAAACCCUGAAAGGAACAUUCCAGUUUAGAGUAGUAGCUGCAAAUAAUAUUGGGUUUGGUGAAUAUAGUGGAGUCAGUGAGAAUCUUAUAUUAGUCGAAGAUGACCUUUGGAUACCAGAAACAAGUUUUAUAUUUACUAUUGUAGUUGGAAUAUUUCUGGUUGCUAUAAUCCCAUUGACCUUUGUUUGGCAUAGAAGAUUAAAAAGUCAAAAACAUUCCAAGGAAGGGCUGACAGUUCUCAUCAAUGAAGACAGAGAGUUGGCUAAGCUGCAAAGUCUGGCGGCUGGAGUAGGACUGGCUAACGCCUGCUGUGCAGUACAUACUGUUCCAACCCAAGAGGAGAUUGAAAAUCUUCCUAUCUUCCCUCGGGAAAAUCUGACUCUGCAUCUUUUGUUGGGAAGUGGAGCCUUUGGGGAAGUGUAUAAAGGAAUAGCUGUAGACAUCUUAGGAGGAGGAAGUGGAGAUAUCAAAGUGGCAGUGAAGACAUUGAAGAAGGGCUCCACAGAACAGGAGAAGGUCGAAUUCCUGAAGGAAGCACAUAUGAUGAGCAAGUUUAAUCACCCCAACAUUCUGAAGCAGCUUGGAGUCUGUUUGCUGAACGAACCCCAAUACAUUAUUCUGGAGCUGAUGGAAGGGGGAGACCUUCUAUCCUAUUUGCGCAAAGCCCGGAGGACAACGUUUCAUGGUCCUUUACUCACCUUGGUUGACCUUGUAGACCUGUGUGUAGAUAUUUCAAAAGGCUGUGUCUACUUGGAACAGAUGCACUUCAUUCAUAGGGAUCUGGCAGCUCGAAAUUGCCUUGUCUCUGUGAAAGACUAUACUAGUCCUCGGAUUGUGAAGAUUGGUGACUUUGGACUUGCAAGGGAAAUCUAUAAAAAUGAUUACUAUAGAAAAAGAGGUGAAGGUCUGCUCCCUGUUAGGUGGAUGGCUCCAGAAAGUCUGAUGGAUGGAAUCUUCACUACUCAAUCUGAUAUAUGGUCUUUUCGAAUUCUAGCUUGGGAGAUUUUAACUCUUGGUCAUCAACCUUACCCAGCACAUUCCAACCUUGUUGUUUUAAACUAUGUUCAAGCAGGAGGGAGAUUGGAGCCACCAAGAAGGUGUCCUCAUCAUCUGUGGAAUUUAUUGACCCAAUGCUGGGCUCAAGAACCUGACCAAAGGCCCACUUUCCAUAAAAUUCAAGACCAAUUUCAAUUAUUCAGCAAUGUUUCCUUAAAUACUAUUCCUAAGUCAACAGAAGAAACAAACACCAUGGGAGUCAUAAAUGAAGACUUUGGAGGUAAAGAUGACAAUAUGGCUAGCAUGAAUUCAGGAGAUUUCUUACAAGUUGCUCUAAUGGAAACCAAGAACCCAGAGGGAUUAAGCUAUAUGGUACUUGCCACAGAAGGCAGACAAGGUGAAGAAAAUUCUGAAGGUCCUUUAGGCUCUAAGGAAUCUGGGUCCUAUGGUCUGAGGAAAGAAAAGAAGGAACCAGAUGCAGACCAAGAUUUCUGCCAAGAACAAGUGGCUUACUGCCCUUCCGACAGGACUAAGGGACUGAACUAUGCCUGUCUUACUCACAGUGGACAUGGUGAUGGCUCAGAUUAA